AUGUCAGCUCCUUGUAGUCUCCUCCAAUACAGUGUAGACCCAUGGAACGCCAGGUUUGAGGACAUCGAGAGCCGCCUUGCCUUCACUGUGACAAUGGUGGAGGAAGACCCCAACCUCAUUAUGCGACUCACACGAGAGAAACCAUGGGCAGAACAAAACGCCGAUAAAAUCAUGGGCCCCAGCAACUCUUACUUCUACUUUGGCCCCUCGCGCACUCCGGGAUAUCUCGUCUACGGCAACAGCCCACAGCAGUCCAUGGUAGACGCGUGGCGCCAGAAGAAGGAGAAUAGCACCUCGCGGUAUUUCACUGCCCAGAACGGGAAAGAGUAUAAGUGGAGAGGACGGGACGCCCCACGACGCUUCGAGUGCUGUGACAGUAAGGGGCUCACGGUGGCGCUGUGGGAGAUCAGUCAACUCGAAGACGAAUUCCAUGCCAGGUUGACCGUCCAACACUCGGCACUCGCCAUUAUCACGGAACUCGUGACAACGUUGACCCUCAACCGCAUUGCAUUGAUUUUGAAUUGGUGA
Messenger RNA from Fibroporia radiculosa, 528 nucleotides. RefSeq lists its product as uncharacterized. The record is from RefSeq and is a predicted model, not a curated record. NCBI's taxonomy places the organism in Eukaryota, Fungi, Basidiomycota, Agaricomycetes, Polyporales, Fibroporiaceae. The transcript has 5 exons. Bases 1 to 528 code for a protein of 175 amino acids.